This is a messenger RNA of Paramecium primaurelia, 442 nucleotides long. Lineage: Eukaryota; Ciliophora; Oligohymenophorea; Peniculida; Parameciidae. The record is from the annotation of a GenBank genome assembly.
AUGUAGAGAUACAUCUAACAAUAGAAUAAGCAGUAUAAAUAAUGAAUUAUUCUCUUAGAACUUAUUUGAUUCAUAAGAGGAGACUAAGUGAUAUUUAAUAAAGAAAGAGUUCCCUUCCAAAAUUAGAUAAAACAAUUGAUUCUUAUAAAUAAAAUAGAUAUAUAGCUGCCAGAAAAUAAGAAAUUAAUAGAUGGGAAGGAAUUAUGAAAUAAAACAAAAAACUACUACAUAAAUUAAACAAUGUUGAAUCUACUUUUCAAAAAUCUGUAAUUUUAACUAAAAAUAUAUUUGUAUUCAAGAUAAUCCAUUCGUAGUGUAAGUUCUUGUAAUUCGAAAAGAUCAAUAGAAUUAAAAGAAAAUAGAAAAAAAGAAAAUGCUAGAAUGCAAAUUAAAUUAUAAUAAAUGUAAUUAUUGUAUAUUAAUCAAGUACAUCUACAUUUGA